AUGCAAGGAAACGAGAUUGGUGCCGAAGAUAUGCGUCUGGAUGAACUAAAAUCCAAUCUGCACAAAUUAUCCAACCUGGUGGAUCGGGCCACGAGACAAGUGGCUACUGGUUCGACAACUUCCCUUCACACGAGACACACCGCCCUCCUGGAUGGGGAUCGAGCCCCGGAGAUGAAUGAUCGACUGUCCUCUCCUCGAUGGAUUAUGAACAAUAAUACGGGGCAGAACAGAAAAUCAUUGGGUAAAACGGUCGAGAUCCGAUGCGCAGAGAAUGUAUCACUCUCUGGUGAUGGACACACCAGUGAUUUUGAGAAAAUCUCAGAGAAAAAGGUGAACUACCAGUGGUCCACCAACCCGGUUAUAGCCCCGGAUAUUGAAUUUCUGUCCUCUCACUUUGGUGGGAAACACCUCCGCCCCACGAGCGGGCACGUUUUGGCAUCGAGUUCCAUGCGCUCAAACCAUCUUGUGAAACAAGUCGAUCGUGCCACAGCUGUCAGUCGUUCGAUCAGUUCAAUGGAGGCCUCUACUGCAGUUGAUGGACACUCGCAUCGGGAUUCCACGCAACAUGUGCUUGACAUUUGGGAACAAAAUAAUGUCCUACGGAGCCAGGUCUGGACUGUACGAUGGGUUAUCAGCCUCCUUUAUGCGUUCUUCAGCUUUGAAGUAGCCGAUGACAUGGGAUCUGACGGACAUAAAUCAGACCCCAGUCACAAAUUCUCCCAAAUGGAGUUGAGCAAUCACCAAGUGAAUAAUCAUAAUUCGGGUCACGUGACCGCGGUCGAGACCGGACAAUCGAUGGAUGAAACACGUGGCGAGCCGAUUGGUUGCGCGUCCCGGUCACCGGAUUUUCAGACGACUGGCAAUUUGUGCAACGUGAAAGCAGAUAGAACCGACCGGGUGGAACAUUCAAGUUGGUCUCCGACCCCAAUCACCAAUCGAAAGCAACUGAGAUCAAUGAACAGUUUGCAGCGUCUGGAAAGAUUGACCAUGGAAGCCAAUCAAAUGCAUGCGGAAUUGAAAGCCGCGACUAGGAUUUGUGGAGCGACUGGUGAACUGAAUUCAGUCCCUCAUUCAAAAAUCAUGGCAAAAGGGGGGGGCAACGAUGAUGAUGGGCAUUCGGAUGAUGAUGAUGAUGAUGAUGAUGACGAUGAUUCGGAUGAUUCGGAUGAUGAUGAUGAUGAUGAUGAUGAUAAUCAGGAUAAAAUCAGUAGCGAGCCUUUCAAACAGAGGGGGCGAUUUGUUUUUUCCAAUGGUGUACAGCAUUGGUCAACUGGUUGCCGUUUUCACAGUCCUGACACAAUGCUUUUGUAUCAUCGCUUGGCUCGAAUCGAGGCAUUACAAGGGCCAUCUGGGAAGAUAUUCCAGGUGUCAAUCUUAUCCAAUGUCUCUAUCAGUUGGACAGUGCAAGAUUGA
Molecule: messenger RNA, 1413 nt
Organism: Echinostoma caproni
Lineage: Eukaryota; Metazoa; Platyhelminthes; Trematoda; Plagiorchiida; Echinostomatidae
Source: the annotation of a GenBank genome assembly